AUUAAUUGUCCUAGUUAACCUGCUAGCGUCAAGAUCCUUCAAGAUGAGCUACAUCGCCCGCCGCGGUCUUUCGACCCUGAUCCCUCCCAAGAUCGCUUCCCCUAACGCGAUCGGUGCUGCCAAGGAUGCUGCCCGCAUGGACCGUGUUGUGAACUUCUACGCCAGACUUCCUCGCGGUCCCGCCCCUGAGGUGAAGGCCACUGGCCUCAUUGGACGCUACCAGGCUCGCUACUUCACCGGAAAGAACCAGUCUGCUACUCCCUUCAUCCACGCCAUUGCCGGUAUCCUUCUCCUCGGCUACAGCAUGGAGUAUUACUUCCACCUCCGUCACCACAAGAACCACCCCCACUAAACGACUGGUCUUUGAUUUACCGGACGGGCGAGGAUCUGUGUAUAUACCACACCCUCUACAAUGAAGACAAUGUAGAACAUCACCUGGAUCAUUGUACCAUCUUUCAAUUGAGAAUCGUUUCUAGCAACAUGUCCUACCCCUGCGUUCUAACAAAUUGUACCACCCCACUGUUUGCAGUCUUUGAAGUUUUCCGGGCAGACAGCUUAGGUCCUCUGCUUGAUAGACAUUAAACAGGUUGACGAGGAGUCCUAUGCUAUGUGACACAGUGUGC
Aspergillus brunneoviolaceus CBS 621.78 is the source of this 623-nucleotide messenger RNA. Its product is annotated as F1F0 ATP synthase subunit f. The transcript has 6 exons. Gene Ontology annotation, biological process: proton motive force-driven ATP synthesis. NCBI's taxonomy places the organism in Eukaryota, Fungi, Ascomycota, Eurotiomycetes, Eurotiales, Aspergillaceae. Bases 44 to 352 code for a protein of 102 amino acids. The record is from RefSeq and is a predicted model, not a curated record.